GCAUCCUCGGGUACCACGGCCCCGGUGCGGGCCGCCUCCCCCGUAGGCCCCGGCCUCCUAUGGGCGGUGCCGGCGCCCCGGCCCCUGCACGCCCGUCUCGCUCGGCGUUAGCAUGGGCACGGUGCUCUCCCUCUCCCCCGCCGCCUCCUCGGGCAAGGGCGGCGGCGGCGGGGGGCUGCUGGCCGACAAGGCGCCGGGAAGGGUGCCGGGCAAGGGCGAGAGCCGGCUGAAGCGCCCCGGCGUGCUCAUCUCGGCGCUCACCUGGAAGAGGCUGGUGGCCGCCUCGGCCAAGAAGAAAAAGAGCACUAAGAAGGUGACGCCGAAGCCCGGCGGCGGGGCCCCCGGGGGGCCCCCGGGCCAGCCUGACCCGCUGGUGGUGCAGCGAAACCGCGAGAACUUGCGCAAGUCGGUGGUGGGGCCGGCCGACGGCGCCAAGCAGGGCCCGCUGGCCGUGCCGGUGCCCACCGUGCCCUCGGCGCCGCAGGAGUUGCACCCGGGUUCCGGUGGGGGAAAGCCACCGCCACCACCGCCGCCGGCGGGCGGCCGCCCCCCAGGGUCCCCGCGCCGCGUGGUGGUGCAGGCGUCCACCGGCGAGCUGCUGCGCUGCUUGGGGGACUUCGUGUGCCGCCGCUGCUACCGCCUGAAGGAGCUGAGCCCCGGCGAGCUCAUCUCCUGGUUCCGCAGCGUGGACCGCUCGCUGCUGCUGCAGGGCUGGCAGGACCAGGGCUUCAUCACCCCAGCCAACCUGGUGUUCGUCUACCUGCUGUGCCGGGAAGCGCUGCGGGGCGAAGACAUCGGGAGCCAGGCAGAGCUGCAGGCCGCCUUCCUCACCUGCCUCUAUCUUGCCUACUCCUACAUGGGCAACGAGAUCUCCUACCCGCUCAAGCCCUUCCUGGUGGAGGGCGACAAGGGGCGCUUCUGGGAGCGCUGCCUGGGCAUCAUCCAUCGCCUCAGCGCCAAGAUGCUGCGAAUCAACGCGGACCCGCACUACUUCACGCAACUCUUCCAGGACCUCAAGAGCGAGGGCGAGGGCGGAGACGGGUCCAAGCACUGGACGAUCAGCCUGGACCGUUAGGGAGGUACCAGGCCCCCGGGGCCGGAAGGGGCCGCGCACCGAGGGGCGGGGGAGGCGAAGGACUGUCGGAUUCCCCCUCCUCCCACCGCAUCCUCCUCGCCUUCCCCCCUCCCCGGCCGCCAGCUCCACGGAGACGCUACUUGGACCCUCCCUGCUCCGGAUCCGGCCGCCCCCCCCAGAACGGGGCUGCGCUCCGGAACACCGAGGCGGCGGCGAAGACCGAGGAGGGGGAGUGGUGACCCUCCCGCCUGCGCGAUGGAGGGGGGGAGGCUGCGGAGGAGCGGAGGCUCCUGGAUGCGUUUUCUUUAGAAAAAAAAGGGGUGAAAAAAAUAGAAAUGAGGCUCUGGGGCAGGAGUGGUCGGGGGGACCUUGGAGGUGCGGCGGGUGCCUCUGGCAGAGCGGGUGCAUGUGAAGGAGCUCUGCGGCGCGGGCAGAAGCUGCCCGCCGCGCUCCCGGUGCUGUCCGUGGUGCUGGAGCUGCCGCGCCUGAGCAGACAAAGGCG
Messenger RNA from Empidonax traillii (willow flycatcher), 1577 nucleotides. It is a transcript of the gene CDK5R2, whose product is annotated as cyclin dependent kinase 5 regulatory subunit 2. The transcript has a single exon. The record is from RefSeq and is a predicted model, not a curated record. Gene Ontology annotation, biological process: positive regulation of cyclin-dependent protein serine/threonine kinase activity; activation of protein kinase activity; brain development. Gene Ontology annotation, molecular function: protein kinase binding; cyclin-dependent protein serine/threonine kinase activator activity. NCBI's taxonomy places the organism in Eukaryota, Metazoa, Chordata, Aves, Passeriformes, Tyrannidae. The coding region runs from base 113 to 1075 and encodes 320 amino acids. Gene Ontology annotation, cellular component: protein kinase 5 complex; cytoplasm.